Messenger RNA from Thalassophryne amazonica, 2209 nucleotides. RefSeq names its product zinc finger DHHC-type containing 24 (gene zdhhc24). The transcript is spliced from 3 exons. Gene Ontology annotation, biological process: peptidyl-L-cysteine S-palmitoylation; protein targeting to membrane. Lineage: Eukaryota; Metazoa; Chordata; Actinopteri; Batrachoidiformes; Batrachoididae. The coding region runs from base 255 to 1130 and encodes 291 amino acids. The record is from RefSeq and is a predicted model, not a curated record. Gene Ontology annotation, molecular function: protein-cysteine S-palmitoyltransferase activity. Gene Ontology annotation, cellular component: Golgi apparatus; endoplasmic reticulum.
AUUCAUGCUGUCAGAAAUCAAUGUUGGAGAAAACCACGACGCGCAUAUCAUUUUAAAACUUUCAGCUACAUUCAUUUGUUGAUAACGUCUAUCUGUGGUUCGGAAGUUCUUCUGUGUGUUACGAGUGUCACGUCUAUCAUUUAAACAAAAACAGCUGAAGGUUGCUGUUAUUUGGCUAGCUAGGCUAAGGCUAGGGCAGUACGUCAGUCAAAUCGGUCCUUCCGCCGCCUUUUGACCGCUGGACGGACUGAAACAUGACGAGUUUUGCCACUGAAAUGUUUUGUAGGGUGGACAGGGUGUGCAGACAUCUCCCCGUGGUCCUGAACGCCGUCCUGGUCUUCUCCAUCACGGGGGAGGUGAGCUACCUGGUCGUGGUCGAGGCUUCGCUGGAGGCGCACCAGAAGCAGACCGACUGGUUCAGCUGGUGGAAACUGGUCCACCUGCUGGUCCAGUACUUCCUGCUGGUCAACAUCUGCUGGAACGCCGUCCUCUUCCUCAGAACCAACUCCAGCAUCAAGGGGGUUUUCCUGGGAGGAGAAGGCGUGGGCCAAGGCUGGAGAUACUGUUAUACGUGUGAGACACACACUCCGCCACGCUGCUCCCACUGCUAUGACUGCAAGGUGUGUGUGCUGCGCCGGGACCACCACUGCGUCUUUUUUGGCCAGUGCGUGGGCUUCCGUAACUACCGCUACUUCCUGAGCUGCCUGCUGUUCAUGUGGGCGGGGCUCCUGUACGCCGUGUUGAUGAAUGUCGAAGUCUUCAUGGUCAUAUUGAAAGAAGGCGUCACUAUGCACAGCCUGCUGCUGCUGCUCAUUCCCUGGAUCAUGCUCGUUUCAGGCCAGGUGUCAGCACGCGCCUUCGCCUUUGCUUUCAUCGCUGACGCUUGCGUGCUGGGCUUCCUGCUGGUGUCUGCAUUCUUUUUCUUCCAUAUAUUCCUGCUCCUGAGGGGACAGUCAACUAGGGAGUGGUACUCAUCGCGCCAACCCUACAACCUAGGAGUCAUGGCGAACCUGCAUCACACUCUUGGCCGUCACUGGUACCUUUGCUGGCUCUGCCCACUCAUUCCAUCACCUCUACCUGGAGAUGGUAUCCACUUCCAGGUCACAGGAUCACUGGAACCCACCCGGUAACAAUAGAGUGCCUGAACGUGAACAGGCCAGUCAGCUCUGAUUCAGUGGUGGAGGGUUAAAGGUGGAGUUAAUGACAACAAGGACGAUCACCUCUGUUCAGAAGGCUUAGGAAGUGAGACUAAUGUGUUUGUAUUUGAUCUGCUAUCAGGUUUAAAUAUUUUCUGAUGUCUUUAUAGUGUGACAUCCUGCACUGAAAGAAAAAAUUUGAAUGUUCCUAUGAAAACGCAUCCACUUUAUCCUGAAAGUUUCUAUACUUAGUGAGGGUGGUUUUUUUAAUUAUUAUUUUUAUUUUAGAAUAUUACGCAAAGUGAAUUUUGAAAUGCCAAGCACUGAAAAUUACUUAAUGAACAAUUAUUGAUUGUAGAUGGGAGGCUCUAGUGACGGGACAGAUGUCAGUGUAUCUAAACGUAGUAGCCACGUUGGUUCACCUGCAUAAACCUACAACCUCCACAAUUGAUUUGGGGAGUCUGUUGUGUCAUACAGCAGACUAUAGAUCAGACCUGUUGGGUUUGAUUCCUCAUGGAAGCAUUACCUUUUAUAUCUUCAUAUCAAAUGUGCCCUGAACUGUGUUGUUUCAAGUUUGAGAGAGGUUUGAUUCAGGUGUUAGGGUUAAUACUGUUGAAUAUGCUCGAGCGGUGCUGAUCAGUAUCAUCGUUGGGAUUUUUUUUUUAUGAAGUAAAUGUUAAAAAUUGUUGCUUACAGUUGUUUGAACAGCCUUUCUCUAUUGACUAAUUUGCUGCACUAAGUGGGGAACUUGGAGUGAGGUGAUAUUCAUAAAGAUGUCUGCUUUGUUUGAUUUCAUUUCCAUGUCAGAAAUCCAACUGAAAAGUCAGUGUGAAUGUCUGAAAUUUCAUCCUGCAGUUGAGUGAAUUUUAAUAAACUGGUGUAUGAUAUGGUGAAUAUAGGAUUUCAGUUGAACAGUCAGCAUACUGCACUUUAACAGUUCUAUGGUUCCAAUAUCUCCGUUCUGUUAGAAGAUUAGAGGUUCCAUGCUAUCAGUAUGUAUUCGAGUACUAUAGAGUACAAUUGUAUUGUGCAAAAUGUGUUUACUCCAUUAUUAAAUUUAUUACAGUGUCUGU